Molecule: messenger RNA, 514 nt
Organism: Aspergillus japonicus CBS 114.51
Lineage: Eukaryota; Fungi; Ascomycota; Eurotiomycetes; Eurotiales; Aspergillaceae
Exons: 1
Coding region: 62-385 (107 amino acids)
Source: RefSeq, a predicted model, not a curated record
CUCCUAUUCCCCUCCCAGGCUCCCCUCAAGUCUGCCUGUGACAGGCGAUGUUGCACACGUGAUGGGCGAUGGAACUAGUGGCUUAGCAUUGGUUGGUUUGUUUCAAACCCGGCCGAACCUCUUCUCUGCCACCUCUCAUUGGGUUGGCUUAGCGCGCGCCCUCUCAGGGUGUUGUUUCAGCUGCAGUGUGCCACGGCCAUUUCCAUGCCUUGCUGUCUCAACUUUCCCAACCUUCCAUGCUGAAACGGUUCCGAAGGGUCUGGGACGGAGUCACCAAAGUUUUUUUGUUUCUUCUUCUUCAUGGAUGAGACGUCAAGAGCAAAUCUUCAGAUUAUGCAAAGCCAAAAAAAAAACCAAAAAAAAAGAAGAGUGUGCUCUGUCUUAGCGACGGCAAAGUGCCCGUUCCUGACUCCCCUGACUCGGGCAAGUUAUUCCUGGCCCACUGCCUGGACCAGACGGCCCACCGUUUCCAGGGGAAACUUGCUUGGGAGUUGGGAUGGGACCUGAAAUGGAG